CUCAUACGUCCUCUGCCUGCAGUGUGUGGACGAUGUCUGCUGCUGUGAGACUUACCAAAGAGAUGCUGACUUUGGCCGCCUUUAUGCUCCUCAUCCCUGCAUACCGGUGUUCUGUAACAAAUGAUUCUCCAUUUACACUCACUAAUAGGGCCUCUGGAGUUUGCAUGCUGAAAAAACUGUCCCGCUGCCUUGACAUGCGCUGGACGACAGGCAACAGGAUUUUUGUAACCACCACAAGAAAGUGCCUGGGCGCGCAGGGCAAAAGCGUGGGCAGUGAAGUGAACCAGUACGACUGUGACAACAAGAGUUACCUCCAAAAGUGGGAAUGCAAGAACGGAACGCUGCUCGCUCUCAAAGAUCAGCAGCUUUUCAUUGAAGUCAAGGCUGAUGGAUCGAUGGCGCUUUCCAGGACUGUUGGGCCAAAUAAUCAGCUCACAAUCACUGGGACAUCUAGUGGUGCCUGUUCAAGAACAAACAGAGUGCUUUACAGCAUUGGUGGAAAUGCAUUCGGGAGGAUCUGCAUGUUUCCCUUCAUGUACAAGGACCGCUGGUUUGCAGACUGCACUACAUAUGACUCCUCAGUGAAACGUGCCUGGUGUGCAGUGGAAACCAAAUAUGAAAAUGAAAAGUGGGGAUACUGCCCAAGUUCUUCCACAGAGCACUGGAGCAAAAACGUGGUAACAGGAGCAUAUUACCAGAUGAACCCGCAGUCUGCUCUGACUUGGGCACAGGCUGAAACCAGCUGCAAACAGCAGUCUGCCUACCUGCUCAGCAUCACCAGCCCCAACCAGCAGGCCUUCGUCUCAGCAUUAAUCGGACCAGCUAGAAAUAAACUUUGGAUCGGCUUAGUUUUGAAUCCUGAACACGGUUGGCAGUGGAGCGAUGGGAAACCUUUUUGCUACCUGAGAUGGGAUGCUGGCAACCCACUUCCAAAUCCAGGAUACAACUGUGCUUUUCUUGACUCUACUGGCCAGCAUAAAUGGCAAAGUUCAUCCUGCACCAAGAAACUGGGAUACAUCUGCUACAAAGGCGGUGCCCCGCCAGCUCCACCACACAUUGAGCAAGGAUUUUGUUCAAGCCCCUGGAUCCCUUACAAUGGCCACUGCUUCCAUCUGAAGCGCACAUCUCAAACAUGGUCUGAUGCUCGGACAGAGUGCCAAAAGGAAGGAGCUGACCUUGUGAGCAUCCGUGAUGUGGAAGACCAAAGCUUUGUCAUCUCUCAACUUGGAUAUGGAGCCAGUGAUGAACUUUGGAUUGGACUGAAUGACAGGAAGACAGAGGGACUGUUUGAGUGGACUGACCACACAACUGUCAGCUUUACUACCUGGGAGUACGGGGAACCAUCGAUCUCCUCCUCAGAGACAGAAGACUGCGUUUUCAUCAGAGGGGAGAAUGGAAACUGGGCAGAUGGCACGUGUGAUGACAAACAUGGUUCUAUAUGUAUGAAACAAAGUGCCGCUGAAGCAACCGGACCGGAAGAAGAGAGGGAUUUUGGCUGCAAAGCUGGUUGGAGAAGACACGGAUCCUUUUGCUAUCUUGUAGGAACGCAGACAAAGACAUUUGAUGAAGCUAAAGAAGACUGCAUGAGCUAUGAAUCCUAUUUAGCAGAUGUCUCAAAUGGGGUGGACAAUGCAUUCCUUGUGAGCCUGGUGGGGCUGAGAGCGGAGAAGCACUUCUGGCUUGGGCUUUCAAAUCAGAAAAACAUUGAUAUUUUCAUCUGGACCAACAAACAAAUUGUGACAUUUACCCACUGGAACUCUGGAAUGCCAGGUUACCAACAAGGCUGUGUUGCCAUGGCAACUGGGACAUCAGCUGGACUCUGGGAUUUGCUGCCAUGCACCAAUACAGAAAAAUACAUCUGCAAGCACCUAGCAGAGGGCGCAGUUUCAACAAAUCCACCGCCGACUCAAAAGCCUCCCCAAUGUCCAGAAGGCUGGAAGCAAGUGGGAACCAGGAGCGUCUGCUCGAAGUUUUUCACAGGGCCUCGCUCACAGGAGAAAACGUGGUUUGAGGCCAGAGAUUACUGCAAGGCCAUUGGGGGAGAUCUGUUGAGCAUCCACAACGCUGCUGAGCUGCGUUUGGGACGGGGUGGAAAAGGUUGGAUUGGCCUUCAUAUCUCUGAUACAAACAUUGGUUAUGCAUGGACUGAUGGAACCCCGUUUAAUUUCCAGCACUGGCAGGAUGGGGAGCCAAACAAUUUUAAUAAUGACGAAUCUUGUGUUGAAUUUGUCAUACACAAUUGGGAUGAGCAAGGCUCGUGGAAUGAUCUGAACUGUGAAAGUUACAAUGACUGGCUGUGUCAGAUCCGCGCAGGAGUGACGCCAAAACCACCUCCGAAUGACACAGUGGUCGAAUAUAACACCACAGCGGAUGGUUGGCUUAUAUGGAGAGGGAAGCAGUAUUUCAUUAACAGAGUCUCAAAGUCCAUGGAGGAAGCUCGCUACUUCUGCCAGCAAAGACACGGGGACUUAGUGUCGAUAGAGAGCAAAGAUGAAAAUAAUUUCAUAUGGAAACAGGUGUCCAGAAGCUAUGGGUCAUUUUAUAUCGGUAUGUCGGUGGAUCUCGAUGGGUCAUUUUGGUGGAUGGAUGGUACGCCACAGACAUUUCAAAGAUGGGACGAGAAUCAGCCGAAUUCUGAAACCUUUGAUGAGAACUGUGUCAUUCUGACUUAUCACAUGGGGUACUGGGGAACUACUAACUGUGGAAGAGAGAUCCAGUCCAUCUGUAAACGAGUAAUCUCACCUCCUGUCAACUCGACCGCAGCCCCGACGCCUCCUCCUAAAGGCGGCUGCACACCCCCAUGGAGAAAAUUUGGCAAAAAGUGUUACAACAUUGUUACUGAACGCAAGAUCACCUGGGAAGAUGCGCGGAAACAGUGUGUCAUGAUGCGAGGAAAUCUGGUCUCCAUUCCCUCGAGACAAGUGCAAGCAUUUUUGACCAUCAGAAUGGCUGACGUGGGAGCAACAGACUUGUGGAUUGGCUUAAAUAGUUUAAGACAAGAUGGAUUUUACUGGACGGAUGGAAGAGUGCGGAAAUACACCAACUGGGGUUAUUCUACAAAUCAACGUCGACCUGGAACAUUUUAUCAAAGAUGGAACGAGGAAGAUUGUGUAGCGAUGACCAGCAAUUCUGCUUUCGGGAUCGGUAAAUGGUGGAUUAAGUCCUGCACGGACGUCAACGGAUUUGUCUGUCAUAAAAAUCUGGACUCAUCUAUCCCGGAUCAACCAGAACCAAUAGACCCCAACAUCUACGUCCGUCUGGGAAACGACAGCAUAAAAGCCGUGACUCAAAAUCUCACGUGGGAAGAUGCCAUGAAGCGCUGCACAGGUGACAAGGCCAACCUGGCCAGCCUACGAAACGAAUGGACACGGGCAUAUGUCGAGCUCCUGGCUAUAAACCUCAGAGCUCCUCUGUGGAUCGGACUCAACAAAGCGCAGACCGGAGGCUACUUUCGGUAUAUUGAUGGCUGGCACAUGAGCUCUGCCAACUGGGCUGAAUCAGAACCACAAAGAGACAGACCUUGUGUUUACAUAGAUGAGGACGGAGCAUGGAGAACGGCGUUCUGCAACCAGUCCAUGAAGAGUGUCUGUAUGCAGUCCACAGAUGUGCCACCAACACUCUCCACCACCUUUCCUGGACGCUGUCCCGAAGAUACGAAUCUGGAGUCCCAACAGAGCUACACCUGGCUGCCAUACAAGGGUCACUGCUAUCUGUUUAUCACGGAUGAAAUUGAAUGGGCAGAUGCAGCAACCAGCUGUGUAAGGCACGGUGGAACCCUCGCAAGCAUUGAAGAUCCUCUUGAGCAACAAUUCAUCCAAAGCAAUAUAGAGAUAUUCCAAGACAGCCACACGUCCUUCUGGAUCGGCCUGUACAAAACACACAAAGGGACGUGGUUGUGGUUGGACCAAACGGUCAUGGACUACGUUAACUGGGACGUAGACGAGCCUGAGUCUGACUACGGUGCCAUCACGACCGUGAGUGGGGCUUGGAAUUCAGGUCGCAGAUGGCACGACCGCUCAUACAUUUGUAAAACCCCCAAAGUGUUGGGCACAGAUUCAGUUGUUAAUCCUGAACCUCCACAUCCGGACAGUCGCAGUCGUGUCCACACAAGUGUGGUAGUGGUACUACUCGUUGCCAUCACCUCCACACUGAUAGUCGCUGGAUUGUUACUGUACAAGAAGUCUCCGCAACUCUUAACCACCAUUGAAAAUCCACUCUACUUCAACAGCGAUCAGCCUCAGCCGGAUGUGGUCGACACCAAUAAACUGAUCGAGAAUGCAGAAAACCCUGAGCCUAUUUUAACUCUGUGAUUUGUAAAGUUGCACAAACAAUCAGGACAUAAAUUUAACUGUAUACACGCUCAUGUUAGACCUAAUUUUUGUGGGGGUUUUUUGAUUCAGCAUAAUUCAGUUAUUUAACAUUAUAAUUACAAUGUGUGCGUUUCAGUGGAGUUGGAAAUGUCUAACAUCAUGGAACAGAACUAUUUAGGCUCUAGGAUGUCUUAGUGGGAAUCAUUAGGAUUUGAUUUUAAUUUUUUUUUUACAUUUUUUUUUUCCUUUCUACGUAUGAUUAAAUGUAAAUAAUAUGUUCAUGUGGUCUUCGUGACCUAAACGCUGUUAAUUGCUUGUGUUCUUAAAAUAUGUAAAGAGAUCACUACCUGUUACUUAUUAAAAAA
Molecule: messenger RNA, 4675 nt
Organism: Cololabis saira (Pacific saury)
Lineage: Eukaryota; Metazoa; Chordata; Actinopteri; Beloniformes; Belonidae
Product: macrophage mannose receptor 1-like
Exons: 31
Coding region: 33-4310 (1425 amino acids)
Molecular function (GO): signaling receptor activity
Source: RefSeq, a predicted model, not a curated record